This is a messenger RNA of Drosophila navojoa, 1645 nucleotides long. It is a transcript of the gene bmm, whose product is annotated as brummer. Gene Ontology annotation, biological process: triglyceride catabolic process; lipid homeostasis. Gene Ontology annotation, cellular component: cytoplasm; membrane; lipid droplet. Gene Ontology annotation, molecular function: triacylglycerol lipase activity. NCBI's taxonomy places the organism in Eukaryota, Metazoa, Arthropoda, Insecta, Diptera, Drosophilidae. The record is from RefSeq and is a predicted model, not a curated record.
AAGAACAAGUGUUUUUGUUUACUAAUUCUUGACGAUAUAUAUACAUACGUAUAUAUUUUUAGUGUCAAUAGUCUAGUUGGAAAGCGCGAAAAUUAAAGCGGUCUUAUCAAACACCUGAAAUAAAUAUAUUACCUAGUGAUAAAAAGAAGCACAACAUGAAUUUAUCCUUUGCUGGAUGCGGUUUCCUUGGAAUAUACCAUGUCGGCGUUGCUGUCUCCUUCAAAAAAUACGCUCCACAUCUACUUCUAGAAAAAAUUGGUGGAGCCUCGGCGGGCUCUCUGGCAGCAUGCUGCCUGCUAUGCGAUUUGCCACUAGGCAGCAUGACAUCUGACUUCUUCCGUGUGGUAAACGAGGCUCGCCGUCAUUCGCUUGGACCAUUCAGUCCGUCAUUUAACAUACAAACUUGUUUGCUAGAAGGACUUCAGAAACACCUCCCCGAUGACGCACAUAAGCGCGUCAGCGGACGCCUGCACAUUUCCUUAACGCGCGUUUACGAUGGAAAGAACGUGAUAAUUUCUGAUUUCAAGUCGCGCAAAGAAGUGUUGGACGCUCUACUUUGUGCCUGCUUUAUUCCUGGCUUUUCCGGAAUUUUGCCACCACGAUUCCGUGGCGUGCGCUAUAUGGAUGGUGCAUUUUCAGAUAAUUUGCCAAUACUAGAUGAAAACACAAUCACUGUAAGCCCUUUUUGCGGCGAGAGCGAUAUUUGUCCACGGGACCAGAGCUCACAAUUAUUUCAUCUAAACUGGGCCAAUACAAGUAUCGAAAUAUCACGACAAAACAUCAACCGCUUUGUACGUAUUUUGUUUCCGCCGAGAGCAGAGUUCCUGUCCAAAUUUUGUCAGCAGGGAUUCGAUGAUGCACUGCAAUUUCUCAAUCGUAACAACUUGAUUAACUGCAGACGGUGUGUAGCCGUUCAGUCCACAUAUGUAGUUUCUGAAACUGUUGAAUCAUCGUUAGAGACUGAGUCAGAGUGCCGUGAAUGCAAAAAACAUAGAACGGAUGCGUUGAGUUCCAACUUGCCAGAAACAGUAAUGGUGGUUAUACAAGACUAUAUAGAGCAGGCGAACAAAGGCUUGGCCAAUUGGAUUUUCAAGCACCGGAGCAUGAAAUUGCUUUCACUGCCAGCUACCGUACCGAUGGACUUUUUCCUGGCUACAAUUUCAAAGCUCACUACUCUUACGCCAAAAUUGACUAAACGAAUGUGUCACAUGGUAGAAGAGUUUAUUGAUCAGCUAAACAAUACCAUGACAGUUCGUUUUCUUAACAAAUUUACGCUUUACGAUCAGCCUCAUUUCGAUGCGACUGGCCUAUUGCAUUCCAGCCGUCUUUGUGGGCCGCAGGUUUCAAUUCUGGUCGAUGAAGGUGUCACAACCCCACUAGACAGAGAAGUUGGGCAUGUUCUUGAGAUGUCUACGUACUGCGACUCGCUAUAUUCGUAUUAUUAUACAGAUAUUGAUACCAACAAGCUGCAAGUAACCGAAAUAUUCGAUAUUGAACACAUGACGAACACCGAUUUGCAAGCAUAUGAUAGGACAAUGGACCAUCUGCCUGUAGCACAUCAGACAUAUAAUCCUGAAUGGGACGGAAUACAAGCGGUUAAAAUUAUGUCAACCACACCUGAACUACACGAUGUUGCAUUUUAAAA